AUGGAAUCGCUGCUUUCCCCACCCCUGAAUAUUCAACUGGUCGACACGUCCCCAGCCCAGUCCUACGAAGUGGUUCAGAAUUCUCUUUCUGCUCCCCUGGACGAUCACGAAUUGUUACCUUACGUGAUUGGUGGGAACACCCACCAAACUAAGAAUCGUCUGUACCAAAUGAGGGACGAAGUUACCGUACUCCGUCGAAAUAGUAAACGUGGAUCGAGCCGACACCCGCACACCUCUAAAAAGCAGAAGCACGACCCCAGCAAGCCCCGGCGUAAAUCCAAGUCGUCGACUCAAGCCGUUGUCUCCUGA
Puccinia triticina is the source of this 309-nucleotide messenger RNA. RefSeq lists its product as uncharacterized. The transcript has 2 exons. NCBI's taxonomy places the organism in Eukaryota, Fungi, Basidiomycota, Pucciniomycetes, Pucciniales, Pucciniaceae. Bases 1 to 309 code for a protein of 102 amino acids. The record is from RefSeq and is a predicted model, not a curated record.